AUGUCGCUUCGUCGGUCGGCAACUCGCAGAGCCCAGGCUAGCAGUGACGCUGCUGGCCCAAGGCAAAAGAGGGGGCUGGCGGAUGUUCAGCAGGGAAUCAAGCAACUCCACCCCGAACCAGGCUCCGACAAGGAGACAGAUAUUGACAUCGUCUUUGUCCCUGGUCUUGGCGCCCAUCCAAUAGACAGCUGGAAGUCUGGAACGACGAAAUUUAACUGGGCCGUUGACAAAGAGGGAAUUAUCAAGGACUUUCCCAAUGCACGCGUUUUGCUCUACAUGUACGAGUCCGCUUGGAUGGGUGGAUUCAAAGUGAAGCAGUUUCUUGGCAAUCUUGCGUCUACUCUGCUAGAUGGGUUGGACGGGAUAAGAAAUGAUUCCAAAAAGUCAAACCCGAUUGUGUUUAUCGGACAUAGCAUGGGAGGUCUGGUUAUUGCCAAGGCCAUCUGUAUCGCAGAGUCCCGUAAAAACAUCUACCCCCACUUGUUCGAGGAUAUCACCGGCUGUGCCGUCUUCGGUACCCCGUUCAAAGGUGCCCAAGCUGCUUCUAUGGCCGUCAUGCUCUCGUACAUCGGCGAGAAGAUGGACAAAGCCGAGCCAUCGAAGCUCCUCGAGCUGAUGAGACCUGAUGAUGAGGGGCUGAAUGAGCUGAGGCGCGACUUUGUGAGAGCCGUGGGAGAGUUGCACCCCAAGAUUGCCCUGUUUGGCUUCUGGGAAGAGCACAAGACCCAGUUCUCCGAUCUCGGUCCUGUGCCGGAGUUUAUCAAGCGUCUCGGGAUUCCUCUACCCAAGAAUCUUGCAGAGUUUGUCACCAGAGACUCGGCAAUCCUGGAUUGUAUGGACUCCAUGGGUUUGGCAGCCAACCAUCGAGACUUGGUCAAGUUUGAGAGCUCCAAGGACCUUCGCUAUGCCUUGAUCCGAAGUCCCCUCAAGAGGUUGAUCAAUGGUGCCGCUUUGGUGGUCAAGAACCGUCGCAAGUCUACAAGGCCCAUCGACUGGGACCUCUUCAACAAGGCCAUGGAUGCUCUUGAUGGAGCCCGAGUAUGGAAAAAGCGGGACGAGAUUGACAAGAAAACUGCGCCCUCGUCAUGGAUACCCGAUGAGCCGGAAUACGUCGGCUGGCUUUCCAAGGAUGGUGGCACUCUGAUCCCUCAGCCUCAUGGGUCCGAACCUCUUAAACAAGGAGAAUGCCUCUGGAUCCGUGGUCCAGAUGGAAGAGGCAAGACCAGUGCCACGUUGGCAGCACUCAAGGGUAUCGACCACAUGAUCCAGGCAGGGGCAGACAAGCCCUCAGUCCCCAUUCUCCUCGCAUACUUCUUGUGCGACAGUACCCCCGAUUACGGCACAGCUGAGGAGCUCGUCAAGUCACUUUUGUGGCAGCUCAUUAGAAGGGAUGAGUACCUCGCUUCACACGCCGAGUUUCUGGUAGGCAAGACCGACAAAGUCAAGCCCAAGGUCCAGCCGCUGUUGACAGUCGAAAAUCUUUGGCAAGUGCUUCAAGACAUUCUGGCCGAUAAGACCUUGUCUGGCACAAGCAUCUAUCUUGUCAUCAACAACCUUGAAGCGCUCCCGGACUCAGGCUCUACAAGCACGCUCCUGAGCUUACUCAACGCCGAGGUCGAGAACAUGGUUGGACGACAUGCGAAAGUUAGGUGGCUGAUCACCAGUGGAGAGUCAUAUCGCAUUGCACAGGCCCUCAAAGGCAGGUCCCUGAGGCUGAUCGAUCUGGAGGAUAAAAAGUACAGCGACCAGGUUCAGUUGGAGUUGAGAAAUCAUGCCGCUGAGAAGGUGUCUGCCUUGGUCAAGGAAAAGGACUACAGCAAGGCUCUUGCCUACUUUGUCAGCAGCUUGAUCGGCAAACGGGCCCAGAACACGCAAUGGAUCGAUAUUACAUGUGUCCACCUUCAAGAGCUUCCUCACAAGACCGAUCUCCAAGUCCGUCUCCAGUUGGAAGUUGUGCCUCAGGAACUCGACGCGCUUCUCAAUUUUGCGUGGCAGCAGGUUUUUGAUGUCAACCGCGCCAGGGUUGCCGAGAUCAAGGAGAUGCUGAGAGUCUUGGUCCUCACUCAAGAGGACCCGACAGAGCAAGAGCUUGCUCUUCUUGCGGGCUUGGACUCUCCCGCGGAACAGGCAGAACUUCACGACUUGGUAUCCAAGUGCAAGCCGUUGCUAAGCAUCAAGCCGACUACCAGAUCCGAGACUACGGUUUGCUUCAUCGACGCAGUUGUCAAAAAGCACCUCUUGGAGAAUUCUCGCAGGAUGCUUGGAUUAUCAGAAGAGGACAUCAAGCUACAGCACGGCAUGCUUGGCCUUCGAGCAUUUGGUCAUGUCAUGAAGGCUCUCAAAGAUCUCGACAGUACUGAGCUAGAUGAGGGUGAUGACGCGGGCCAAAAUGACCAAUUCUCCGAUGACGAGCCCGAUGGUGGAGAUGACGAAGAUGACGAUGACGAUGACGAUGGCGAAGAAGAAGAAGAAGAAGAUGAAGAUGAAGAUGAAGAUGAAGAAGCACCUGAGAUCAAAGACAAGGCUCAUGGUUACGCCGUGAAAUAUUGGCUUCAUCACGCUAGCCAAGCCACUACCGACAUUGCCGAUGACUUGAGUCGAGAGGCAGAAUUCUGGAAGAAGGACUCAGUCAUUCGUCGCCGUUGGCUUACAGAGCAUCACCGACUUACCGACUCUUUCAAGAACUGGGAACGUGCUGAGUUAACUGGUCUUCAUGUGGCUUCCGCAAUUGGGUUCAGAGGGUUAGUUGCAGCUCUGUUGAAGAAUGGAUAUGACGACGAGAAGAACAUGAGAGACUCAUUGUGUUACACCCCUCUUCACUUUGCCGCCGCAUUCGGACAGACAGAUAUCAUUGAGGAGCUCCUAAACAAGGGCGCGUCAAUCGAUGACGGCAAAGAAGACGACCUCCAGACUCCCCUACAUCAAGCUGCAGCCAAGGGCAAUGUCAAGGCCAUGGUCAUGCUAUUGGAAAGGGGAGCAGACCCGAAUGCCAGCUGCGAUACUUUUGGCAGAGUCAUUAACGCUGCUGUUGACUCUGGAAACUGUGACGCCGUCAGGGUCUUGGUUGAGAAGGAUGUUUCUCUUGAGGGAGAAGACAGCGAGGAAGAGGAAGAAGAGGAUGGUGAUGAUGAGGAGGAGAACAAGCAGCCAGGAGAUGAAGCCGAGGACGACAACGAGGACGAGGAUGACGACAAUGAAGACGAUGACAAUGAUGAUGAAGACGACGAAGAAGAGUUUAUUCGCUCUCCACUGGCCCUGGCAGCUCUCCGGUCAGACCUGACAAUGUUCGAGUUCCUCAUCAAAAACUACUCGGAGAAACUUCCACCAAAAGAAUUCAACAAGGCUCUCGUCAAGGCUGCAGAGAGUGGUCGUCUCGAAGCCUUCAACCAUCUCUUCGACUCGUACGAGCACCCCCAAGAGACGUUCCAGAGGGCACUUGAAGGGGCGGCAUACGAGGAAAAGUGGGACAUUCUGGCAAUCUUGCUCGAGAAGCGCCCUGGUCUGAACUGUGAUCAGCCCUUCUUGAACGCGGCCGAGGGCGAUGAUGGGGAUCAAGCGAUUCGGUCGAUAGAGGCUAUGUGGGAGUAUACCAACGGAUCCAUCUCUGCCGAGCAGUUGGAUAAGUCUUUGUAUCAAGCCACAGAUUUUCAAAACGAAAAGACGGUUCAGCUGCUUCUUAGAUUUGGAGCAAGCCCUGAUGCUACCGGCGAAGUGUACGGAAAUGCCUUGACAGCAGCAGCAUACGACGGCACCAAAGAUAUCGUCAACAUGCUCCUCGACGCAAAGGCUGACAUCAACUCUCCCAACGGAUGGGCUCUGCAGACUGCUGCUGCUGAGGGUCACAUGGAGAUUGUUGAGCUGCUUCUCAAGCGUGGAGCUGACGUCAACGCAUUGACUACCAACGAUAACAUGAGCUCAGGAACUGCUCUGCAAGCAGCCGUGGAAGCUGGAAAUGGGGACAUUGUUGCUCUUCUUCUCGAGCAUGGCGCUGAUCCAAACCUCGGAGGAGGCUCGCUGACAUGCCCCAUCAUCGCAGCGGCAAACAACGGAGAGAAAGAGAUCCUGGAGCGUCUCAUCAACGCCAAGGCUGACGUGAACCGCUUGGGAGGAGAGUAUAAUUCGACUCCCCUGACCUACGCAGCCAUGUAUCUCCCCCAAGAAUCUCUACGGUCUAUUCUUGAUGCCGGCGCCGACAUCAACUUUGCCGAUGACGACGGCGACACCCCGCUCAUUCUGGCCGCAAGGUCGCCGGACGCCAAGUCUGUGCAGUUCUUGCUUGACCGUGGCGCUGACGUGUUGCUGAGGAAUAACAGCAACGACAACGCGUUGGAUGUGGCUGUGGGGACUGAGGACCUUGAUUGCAUUAAAGCCGUUGCCCAACACGUUUCUGCGAUUAUGGAGGCUUUGAGUGUUGCCAUGGAGGGCGGUGAUCCUGCGGUUACGGCUGUUGUUCGAAGUGUUGAGAACCGUAAGCAAGAACUUAACUAUGACGAGCCAAUUCCUGAGGAGGAUGAGAAUGAGGAGGAAGAUGAGGAUGAAGACGAAGAGGAGAAGGAAGAGGAGGAGACUCAGCGCCCUACUGAGCCAGUCGCUGAACUUGAAGGAGCUGCUGCGGCUACCGGGGGAGAGAAUGAGCAAUUCUCGAGCCGACCUGCAUCCGAAGUGAAAUCUUUUGACUCUACCAGCACCCUUGUGCCGGAUGAAGCAGGAGGCUCAGGAAGCCAGACACCAGACAGCGCUGCAGCUUUGAGAAACAGCUAUCAAGCUCCUCAGCCAGGCUUCGCUCCCAUCAGGAGAAAGCCCAUCACCGGCGCGAGGCCCUCCCCGUACAGACCAUACCAACCGCCUGGUGAUGUAACCCAGCAGCCUGGAUCUGAACAGAAUCAGUAUUUCGCCUACAGGCCAGGGGCGCAGCCAGAGCCCGCCCCACCCCAGGCUCCUGAGCAAGCGCCUCAGUGGCCACCCAACCCAGCCGGAGUGGCAGAACAGAUAUCUGGAUCUGACAGGAAAGAGCAUCGAUCGUCGUUCUUUGGGAUGAAGGCUCCCUGGUCAGGAGAGCGUUACUCCUAG
Messenger RNA from Fusarium keratoplasticum, 5070 nucleotides. RefSeq names its product DUF676 domain-containing protein. Bases 1 to 5070 code for a protein of 1689 amino acids. NCBI's taxonomy places the organism in Eukaryota, Fungi, Ascomycota, Sordariomycetes, Hypocreales, Nectriaceae. Gene Ontology annotation, molecular function: protein binding. The transcript is spliced from 7 exons. The record is from RefSeq and is a predicted model, not a curated record.